Molecule: messenger RNA, 2080 nt
Organism: Agelaius phoeniceus (red-winged blackbird)
Lineage: Eukaryota; Metazoa; Chordata; Aves; Passeriformes; Icteridae
Gene: SSTR1
Product: somatostatin receptor 1
Biological process (GO): neuropeptide signaling pathway; cellular response to estradiol stimulus
Cellular component (GO): plasma membrane; neuron projection
Molecular function (GO): neuropeptide binding; somatostatin receptor activity
Source: RefSeq, a predicted model, not a curated record
UGCAGCCGCCUCUCUCCCGAUGCCCGCGUCCCGCAGCCGCCGCGCCGGCAUCCCUGACAGGAUGAUGCCCAGGGCAGCCGGCGGCGGACGCCUGCUGCUCUGAGCCGGGGCGUGGGGGUCCGGGCAGAGGAUGCUCCCCAAUGGCACCUGCCCCAGGCUUCUGGGCGGUGCAGGCAGCGACAGCGGCGACAGCGAGAGCGGCGGCAGCGACAGUGGUGGCGGCGGAGCCGGUGGCGCCUCGGAGGAGGCGGCGGCGGAGGGCAUGGACUCGGGCGGCAGGAAUUCCUCUGGCGCUCCGAACAGCACCCUGAGUGAGUCUCAGGGCAGCGCCAUCCUCAUCUCAUUCAUCUACUCCGUGGUGUGCCUGGUGGGGCUGUGCGGGAACUCCAUGGUCAUCUACGUGAUCCUACGUUAUGCCAAGAUGAAGACAGCCACCAACAUCUACAUCCUCAACUUGGCCAUCGCGGAUGAGCUGCUGAUGCUUAGCGUCCCCUUUCUGGUUACCUCCACCCUGCUGCACCACUGGCCCUUUGGCUCCCUGCUCUGCCGCCUGGUGCUCAGUGUGGAUGCCAUCAACAUGUUCACCAGCAUCUACUGCCUGACGGUGCUCAGUGUGGACCGGUACAUCGCCGUGGUGCACCCCAUCAAGGCGGCCAGGUACCGCCGGCCCACGGUGGCUAAGAUGGUCAACCUGGGUGUCUGGGUGCUUUCCAUCCUCAUCAUCCUGCCCAUCAUCAUCUUCUCCAACACAGCAGCCAACAGUGAUGGAACAGUGGCUUGCAACAUGCUCAUGCCAGAGCCCACCCAGAGAUGGCUGGUGGUCUUUGUGAUCUACACUUUUCUGAUGGGCUUCUUGCUGCCUGUGGUGGCCAUCUGCCUCUGCUACAUCCUCAUCAUCGCUAAGAUGCGCAUGGUGGCCCUGAAGGCUGGCUGGCAGCAACGCAAACGCUCAGAGCGCAAGAUCACACUCAUGGUCAUGAUGGUGGUGAUGGUCUUUGUCAUCUGCUGGAUGCCCUUCUACAUUGUGCAGCUGGUCAAUGUCUUUGUAGAGCAGGAUGAUGCCACCAUCAGCCAGCUCUCUGUCAUCUUGGGCUAUGCCAACAGCUGUGCCAACCCUAUCCUCUAUGGUUUUCUCUCAGACAAUUUCAAGCGGUCCUUCCAGAGGCUGCUCUGCCUCAGCUGGAUGGACAAUGCUGCAGAGGAACCCAUCGACUACUAUGCCACUGCCCUCAAGAGCAGGGCAUACAGCGUGGAGGACUUUCCCCCAGACAACUUGGAGUCAGGGAGCAUGUACAGGAAUGGCACUUGCACCUCCAGGAUUACCACCCUCUGAGGAAGCAUUCCUGUCCCCCAGCUCCCUCACUGCCCCCCAGCUGGAGGAAAUUCUCUCUUGAAUUUUCUCUCUUCUUCUCUUACGACAAAACAAAUUUCAUAUAAACAGAUGAAGCUUUCUUUGAUAAAUGACAGCUGAUUAAAUGAAACCUUCUAUCCCUACUGCCUUUUAUCCCACACAGAAGUGUUGCUACAGACUGUGUUGAAAUAAGCAGCUAUGUUUUUUGCUUUCUACCACCUAUGCUAAUAGUGUCACACAGUGGCAAGUCUCCCAGCAGCUGUGACAAAUCACUUCUCUAGCACAAUACUGUGGUUGUAUCAAUUAUAACUACUGGCAAUAUGAAGCAAGAGACUGGAAAAAUCUCUAGUAGCAGCAUACCCAUAGCAUUGUACUCGUAGCUGCAGUGCUUAAGUACAGUGUAAAGUGUAAGGUUGACAAUUAAGGCAUCUAGUAUUUGUGGUGGUGGAUUGACUACAGAUUUUUUUGUUAAAUUAUACCCUUUAACUUUUCUCAGCAGCAAAAAGCAGGAUGCUACUUUGUACAUUUCUUUCACCAAAACUUAGGUACUGUUAAAUGAAUGUAUAAAUUUAGUAUUUCAAAGUUGUCUGAUUCAAAGUCCAUCAAAAUGAGAGAAAAAAAAUCCUAAUUCCCUUCAAUGGACUGUGAGUCAACUCCUUUUAGUCUAAAAAUUGCUAAUGUGGAAACUGUUACAUCCUUAUUAAAAUAUUUCAUGAAAAGCUUUAACAA